CCAAGGUAGACUGCAGGCAACAAGCUGAAGCCAAGUGGAGUGACUAUAUACCAAAGUGAGAGGAGUAUACCAACUGACCUGAGUGCACCCGGACAGGUUGAGGUGGAGGAGAUUGCAGCAGCCCUUCCCCGUGGCCAGCUCGUCAUAUUAUCAAGACACUCCCUGCAGGGCUCAGGAUGCGCGUUACAUCCUCACUCCUCUUAGCCUCCCUGCUCCUCCUCCUGCUCCCGUCCAUCGAGAUGAAAAAAUCAGGGAGGGGCAGAGGCCUCAGAGGAGCAAGACACCAGCUCACACGAGACAGGGUAAGGGGUGCUGGGCGUCACAGCAGGUCGGGCCCCUCCGAGUGCUCAGAGUUGAUAGAAUCUCAAGAGGUCUUUGUAGACUGUCAGGACCGACGCCUCCGCUCCAUUCCUGCCUCACAGACCUGGUCCAAGCAACCCAAGCACCUCCUUUUUGCCCGAAACCGGAUCAAGGUCCUUCAUGAUGGGGCCUUCUUUGGGUAUGAGAGUUUAACCACUCUGGACUUGCAGCAGAACCAGAUCUCUUUAGUUGAGGAAGGGGCCUUCCAGGGCCUGAGACAUCUUACAACACUGCUGUUACAGCACAACCAACUGGGAACACUUAGUGAAGAGGCCCUCAUCCCCCUGCCGAACCUCAGCUAUCUACGUCUAUAUGACAAUCCUUGGAAAUGUCUCUGCCCGCUGGACAGUCUCAUACGCACCCUUCAGGUCCCGAGCAACCGUAACCUAGGAAAUCAUGCCAGGUGUGCAGAGCCCAUCAGGCUAAGAGGUUUGAAGAUGAAACAGGUGGAUCCCGAGUUACUCUGUAAGGAGACAGACCCCAACCCACAGACUGACGAACCAGGUCCUAUACCCAUUCCAAUUCGCACCAAACCAGACAUCACCACAUCGUGCCAUACCUACCAUUUCCCACAGAUGCGGAUUGACUGCAGUAAACGAGGUCUGACUGAGGUGCCCACAGGUAUUCCAGAGGAGGUUGUUCAUCUCGAUCUGUCCCAGAAUUCAAUCAGACAUCUCAAAGCCAAAGAUUUCCAAGGAGCGAGGAGCCUCAGAACCUUAAACUUCAGUAAUAACAACAUGGAGCAGUUUGACAAGGGUUCCCUGUACGGGCUCCUACACCUUCGUGAGCUGGACCUGUCCAACAACAGCCUGCAUUUCAUCCAGUAUGGGGUUCUUGAAGACCUGUACUUUCUAUCAAAGCUAAAACUGGAAAGAAACCCCUGGGUGUGCGACUAUAGCAUCCACUACAUGGUGUACUGGCUGCGUCUGCACCCUGGGGUGAAAUACUCUGGCCUGGUGUGUCGCUCCCCUCCUGAACAUACUGGGGAGCGUGUGGAGGAGUAUGUGCAUUCCUACAACAGAGUGUGUCCAAAGGACAGGCAGCACAGCAGCAAAGAUCAAGACCAAACAGACCCCGAGCUCUGGAACACACCGAUGGAAGUGCAAGCGGAGCUGGAGGAGGAGGAGCUGGAACCGAGCCACUUGAGAGCACCGCAGAAAUACCAGAUCUUUAGGCUGUCCUGACUUGUGAAAAUCUGACUUUAAAAGAUUCGUUGUCUUCCCUUAUUCCAACAAAUUAUAACACAGUCUGUAUCAGAUUAACAAGUUACACUUUUUAGUUUUGCUUUUAUGUUUUGUCAGUUUUGUCUUUUUAAUCAAAAAAAAAAAAAAAAACCUAUAAAAGUUUGACUGUUUUUUGGCUAAUUAUUUCUGUAAGAACAUCAUCCGUAAGGGUGAAAUCAACUG
This is a messenger RNA of Acanthopagrus latus (yellowfin seabream), 1766 nucleotides long. Its product is annotated as leucine-rich repeat-containing protein 17-like. Gene Ontology annotation, molecular function: protein binding. Gene Ontology annotation, cellular component: plasma membrane. The transcript is spliced from 7 exons. The record is from RefSeq and is a predicted model, not a curated record. Lineage: Eukaryota; Metazoa; Chordata; Actinopteri; Spariformes; Sparidae. The coding region runs from base 177 to 1544 and encodes 455 amino acids.